CUUGCCAGGAGCUGUGCCAUGUGAUGUGCGCUUCAGUCUGGGGAUGUUUGUUUGUUGUUGCCAAAGCUGAACACUAAAUUGGACCAAAUUUUAGAUGUUUUCUGACUAUUUUGAAGCAGAUAUCAUGCUUUUGCGUAGAUAAAUCGCGUUACGGAGUUUGCACGCUUUCGGAGUGCUGCCUUAAUCCUUUCAGUUCAUCUGGAUGUUGACAGCGCUGGGGUGGGGCUGAGUCGAAUGACACACGGAGGAGCGCAUGCGAGGAGAAAACCGGAGUCUUUGUCAUCAUAGCAGCAGCAGCGGCGGCGGCGGCAGCAGCAGCAGCAGCAGCAGCGUGGCGCACAGACAUGACCAAGACCGAAGCCAAGAAGGGAACCGCCGGGAGUUCGUCGUCUGUCGUGAGCGGGAAAGGCUCCGUGUCGGCCGGAGAGCUGGUCAACAACGGGGCGGUGGUGGAGCAGAGCCACACGGAGCCGGUCAGACCCAAGGUGAUGAAGCAGGCGUCCAAGGAAAGCCUGUACCGGAGGAAUACGGAGAGUGAGGUGUAUGAUGAUGGCACAAACACGUUUUUCUGGCGAGCCCACACAAUCACCGUGCUCUUCAUCCUGACCUGUGCUCUCGUCUAUGUGACUCUGCUGGAAGAGACGCCCCAGGACACCACUUACAACACCAAAAGAGGGAUCGUCGCUAGUAUCCUGGUGUUUCUUUGUUUUGGAGUCACACAAGCCAAAGAUGGACCCUUCACCAGACCACAUCCAGCGUACUGGAGAUUCUGGCUGUGCGUCAGUGUGGUCUACGAGCUCUUCCUCAUCUUCAUCCUCUUUCAGACUGUUCAUGAUGGUCGUAUUUUCAUGAAAUACAUCGACCCUAAACUCGGGGUCCCCCUCCCGGAGCGAGACUAUGGAGGCAACUGUCUGAUGUAUGACCCUGACAACGCCACAGACCCCUUCCACAACAUCUGGGACAAGAUGGAUGGAUUUGUGCCAGCUCACUUCUUGGGAUGGUACAUCAAGACACUGAUGAUCCGUGAUUGGUGGAUGUGUAUGAUCAUCAGUGUUAUGUUUGAGUUUCUGGAGUACAGCCUCGAGCACCAGCUGCCCAACUUCUCUGAGUGCUGGUGGGACCACUGGAUCAUGGACGUCCUGGUGUGUAACGGUUUGGGGAUCUACUGCGGGAUGAAGACUCUGGCCUGGCUCUCCAUGAAGCCCUAUCAGUGGCAGGGACUCUGGAACAUUCACUCUUAUAAGGGUAAAAUAAAGCGUAUUGCGUUCCAGUUCACUCCCUACAGCUGGGUCAAAUUUGAGUGGAAACCUGCCUCUAACCUGCGGCGCUGGCUCGCUGUCCUCGGCAUCAUCUUCAUGUUCCUGUUGGCAGAGUUGAACACGUUUUACCUGAAGUUUGUUCUGUGGAUGCCUCCGGAGCAUUACCUGGUGCUGCUCAGGCUCGUGUUCUUUGUCAAUGUGGGGGGAGUGGCCAUGAGGGAGAUCUAUGACUUCAUGGACCACCCUAAGUUCCACAAGAAGUUGGGUCAGCAGGCGUGGAUCGUAGCGGCCAUCACAGUCACAGAGUUCCUGAUCGUGGUGAAGUACGACCCCCACACCCUGAUGCUCCCCAUCCCCCUGUCCAUCAUCCACUGCUGGAUCCUGGGCUUCUGCCUCAUCGUUUCCUGGACACUCUGGCGAUUCUUCAUACGCGACAUCACCCUUCGAUACAAAGAGACGCGUAAACGUAAACAGGAAGCGCCACCGCCACUCGGCAACGGCUCCACCCCCACGGGACGCAGCAAACUCAACGGCAGCUCGGACACUGGGGUCAGGCAAAGAAAGUCCUGAAAACCAGUCCUCAGACCGGGCCCGAGACCAGAUCUGGGGCUGAACCGGGACUGAACCAGGACCAAAGGGACUAUGGCUAAACUCAUAGUGACGUGUAUGACAGUAACGAUGGAUGUAUGGACACUAAAUGCACAGUGGACGACAACUGAGACUGCAAAGAGAUGAGUAGAAGAUCAGCCAAAACAUUAUGACAAUAUAUGGAAAUUAGUGUUCAGAAGAUAUUGAUUUUUGGUCUGGUGAUGCUGAACACAGGCAAAGCAAGAACCAGAAAAGUAACAUAAUAAUGGGUUUGCCUUUUGGAGAGAGAGUCGUAAUAUUUUGGCUGAUCUGCGCAGUUCUCAGUAGCGCCACAGCAAAUUACCUCAUAGUCUUUUAAAUAUGCUUUGUGGGUUAAAGGUAAUUAUUUGGUUAAGCUAAAACUGAACAAGAACAUAUGCACAUUUCCACAUUUUUACUUUCUCUAGGCUCCAUAGACAAUGUUUUAUUUUUGCACAACCAGAACUGUGAAAUUUAAAUCAGAAAUUUACCAAAAGAUUUAAAGGCUAGAAGGGAAUUUGGAUCUUAAUGCGGAAAUUAAAUGGAAUUGAACAGUUAUAUAGUAGUUCUGGUGGAUGGUUGUGUAAUUUGAACGGUUUGUGUUUCAUGAAUGCACUGAAUAUGGUCCCUAAACUUGAAAAAUGGGUCUUUGCAACGACACUAUAUAUA
Boleophthalmus pectinirostris (great blue-spotted mudskipper) is the source of this 2534-nucleotide messenger RNA. RefSeq names its product phosphatidylserine synthase 2 (gene ptdss2). Bases 345 to 1829 code for a protein of 494 amino acids. The transcript is spliced from 13 exons. Lineage: Eukaryota; Metazoa; Chordata; Actinopteri; Gobiiformes; Gobiidae. Gene Ontology annotation, molecular function: L-serine-phosphatidylethanolamine phosphatidyltransferase activity. The record is from RefSeq and is a predicted model, not a curated record. Gene Ontology annotation, biological process: phosphatidylserine biosynthetic process.